This is a messenger RNA of Danaus chrysippus (African queen), 1095 nucleotides long. NCBI's taxonomy places the organism in Eukaryota, Metazoa, Arthropoda, Insecta, Lepidoptera, Nymphalidae. The record is from the annotation of a GenBank genome assembly.
CUGACACGUAACCCCAAACACUGUCAAGUGCUAUUGGAUGAAGUGGAUAAAUUCUGUGAGUGGACGGAUGGAUUGAGGACAAAACCCAGUAAAUGUCAUUGUCUGUGUCUUGGUAGGCGGAAUACAAGAUACACCUCAUACGAUCCGGGACUAUCGUUAGGCGGUCAAUGCAUUUCUACGGUUACGGAAAAUGCACCAUUUAAAUUUCUCGGUCGUAAGAUUGAUAAUAUAGGCCGUACUCCAUCUUUAGAAGGAAUAGUAGAUAGCUUUUUGAACGAUCUUAACAAGUUAGAUGCAGGCGUCAUAAAGAUGUUGAAGUUGUGGCUCGGGCUCGCUCUAACGGCUGAUUCAUCGGCGUUAUUUAGGGGAAGCAAUAGUUUUGGGAUGAGUCUAAAAAGGCCAUCGGAGCUCUAUAAACACCUCAGAGUUUCCAAGAGAUAUAUCCUGGGGAAAUCCCAUUAUGACAUAGUGACUUCGCUCCCAAAAGAUGAAGAUGCCCCUGAGCUAGAGUCACGACUUCAAUUCCAUAAGCAAUUUAUGAUAGGAGCACAAAGUAACAGAGCGGGGUUAGGAUCAAAUAGGAAAGUCCAAGAUGCGGAUAUAUUGAAGUCUUUUAUUCGGCAAGACGAGAAUGAUAAAUAUAAGAUCCAUGCAAUGAAUUUAGAAAUGCAGAACGAGUGGUUAGACAUAGGAGAUUUUUGCAUCCCAUUAGCAUUAAAAUGGCGCACUUUAAUUUAUGAUUGGUCGCCAGCAUUGCUAAAAUUCUAUCUCAAUGCGUUCCAGAUGACUCUCCUAGAUCAGAGUAAUUUAGCAGUUGGAACUGCUAAGCAUCUGCUGGUGGGAUGUAAGGUACUCCUGGACAGCGGUCAAUACUCGCGUCGUCACGAUAGGGUUCUAGAAGUCAUACGUGUAGCGGUUAGUGUUUCGGUAGCCAGAGCGCAAAAGGAAAUAACCACAAACGAACGAUCAGUAGGUUUUGUGAGAGAAGGCACUAGGGCUACAAAAUCAAACGUCAAGCCUUACUCCAUCCAUAAAGCGGCGUCGGAUUGGACUAUAAUGAUGGACACGUAUGAAAAGCAAUAUAAAAUCCCCUAG